UGCCAGACGGAAGAGCCAUUACAGUAUCGAGACCGACAACCGAGUUUUCGUGCGGCUGGGUGCGAAGUUAAAAUUGUGAAGUGAAUAGUGUUAGCUGAAUUGUGUGUAAUUAAGAAUGUACCACCUGUAAUUACAUGGCUAUCAGUGAUGAAACCCUGGCGUCGCGCGACCAGCACGGGCGCCCCUGACGCCGCUGCUCCCCGGCGCUGAGCUCCCCGCCGCGCGGGGCCAUGGACGCCGAGGGCGGCUCCAAGCUGCCCCACUCGCAGUCCACCCCGGCGGGGGUGGACGGGGGCGGCGGUUCGCGCACCCCGCCCGCCACGCCCAAGAAGGGCGGCAAGAUGCUGGCGGUGCGCGUGCAGAUGCUGGACGACUCCGUCACCAUGUUCCAGGUCCAGGCGAAAGCAUUGGGCAGAGUGUUGUUCGACCAAGUGUGUAAGCAGUUACACCUGUUGGAGGCUGAUUAUUUCGGCCUCGAAUACCAGGAUGCCAGUGGCACUAAGUACUGGCUGGACCUGGAGAAGCCGCUGGCGCGCCAGGUGGAGCUGUCCCUGGUCGACACGCUGCUGAGGUUCUGCGUCAAGUUCUACACGCCGGACCCGGCGCAGCUGGAGGAGGAGUUCACCCGCUACCUGUUCUGCCUGCAGAUCAAGCGAGACCUCGCGCAGGGGCUGCUGCAGUGCAACGACAACACAGCGGCGCUGAUGGCCUCCUACAUCGUGCAAGCGGAGUGUGGGGACUACGUGGUGGAGGACUACCCCGACCACACGUAUCUCUCCUCUUACAAGUUUGUGCCGAACCAGGACCAUGAGCUAGAGAGGAGGAUAAUGGAAAACCACAAGAAACAUGCUGGGCAGCCGCCAGCGGAGGCUGAUCUAAAUCUUUUGGAGACGGCUCGAAGAUGUGAAUUGUAUGGCAUGAAGAUGCACCCUGCUAAGGACCAUGAAGGCGUGCCUUUAAACUUGGCAGUCGCGCACAUGGGUAUAGUGGUUUUUCAAAACUUCACUAAGAUCAACACCUUCUCGUGGGCAAAAAUUCGCAAGAUUAGCUUUAAAAGAAAGAGGUUUCUAAUCAAACUUCAUCCGGAGGGCUACGGGUACUACAAAGACACAGUCGAGUUUUUUUUCGAAGGUCGAAACGAAUGUAAAAAUUUUUGGAAAAAGUGUGUUGAGAAUCAUGGAUUCUUCCGAUGUUCAGCGGUUAAACACGUUCCAAGACAAAAAACACGUGUUCUCAGUAGAGGUUCUUCAUUUAGGUAUAGUGGCAGGACGCAAAAGCAAAUAGUUGAGUUUGUUCGAGAAAACUACGUGAAGCGGCAAACAUUCCAGAGGUCUCAGUCGUUCCGCCAUUCGAGCUCGGUUCACUCGAGUGUAGCGAAUGUUGGCACCAGUGUGUCAGCUCAUCCUUUGUUACCACUGGGGGAGAAUGCUGUCGCCGGCACUCCAGCAUCUCUCUCAUGCGGCUCGAUGAACCUGGGCUCUUUGAACAGAGAUCACCAUCACCGCCACUCCAACCGUCACCCACAGAGCCCGAGUAUGACAGCGACUUCGUCUCCGACUCACACGGCCGACAUUCACGACUUCGACACCAAGGACUAUGUCGUUGUUCCCACCCUGACGCCUUCGCCUCCACUUACCACAUCCCUGUCUCCCGGAACGUCCGUCACGUCCAGCCCACAGCAUUUCUACCCUCGGAGUGCCAUUACCGGGUCCGCUCAUGCGAUCACAGACGACGAAGAGCAAGAGUACCACACCAACAACAGUCUGCAGAGCCCGUAUCAUCACCGGAACACAGGUACAGACACUGCGGGUUCUACCCCUGACGAGAAGCAGUCACAACAGACUCCUGCUGAAGUUUCGACGGUCACCAACUCUAGCAGUGUUUCUCCGUACGUUCCUUGUGUACCCACGUACAACGGUGACAUCUCGAGGAACCACAGCAAAGGCAACCAUGAUGUGACAUUGUUACCAGAGUUGACUCCACAGAAAUGUGUUAUCAAGGAGGAAAUGGUAUCCGUGCAAAAGGCUAUAAUUGAAGGUGAAAUCGAUACAAGAAGAAAAAGAUAUCCUACUGACAAAGCCUACUUCAUUGCUAAAGAGCUGUUGAUGACAGAAAGAACAUACAGGAAGGACCUUGAAGUAAUUAAUUUGUGGUUCCGCGACGAGGUGAGCAAGGAGGAGGAAGAGAUGCCGGACGACGUACUCAACCUGCUGUUCGCGCUGGUCGAUCCCAUCUACGAGUACCACUGCGGCUUCCUGCGCGAGAUCGAGCAAAGGCUCGCGACGUGGGAAGGACGGAGCAAUGCCCACCUGAAGGGCGACCACCAGCGCAUAGGGGACAUUGUGUUCAAGAACCUGGCAGUCCUACCUAGGUAUCAUCAGUACUUGGAGAAACAUUUUGUAGUUUUGGAACGGCUAGAUACUGCAUUCCGUUUAAACAAGAAAUUUGAGCAGUUGUACAGAGACUUUGAACUCCAGAAGGUGUGCUACUUGCCACUGACAUCCUUCAUCCUGAAGCCCCUUCAAAGGCUACUGCACUACCAGAACUUGCUGGAUCGUUUGCUGCAGCAUUACGAACGAGAUCAUCCGGACUAUAACGAAUGCUAUGCUGCUCAAAACAGACUAGCAGAAACUGUGAUCACGGUUCCUGAAAUCCUAAAAAGAUCGGAGAACUUUGUGCAACUCUGCGAGCUCCAGAGGGACAUAUCGGGGUUCGACAACCUCGUGCAGACGGAGCGGGAGUUCCUGAGGCAGGGCUGUCUGCUGAAGCACUCUCGCAAGGGCUACCAGCAACGGAUGUUCUUCCUGUUUUCCGACAUCCUUCUGUACACAAACCGUACUCUACAGCCGAGUGCGCAGUUCAGAGUUCACGGACAGAUGCCUCUACGCGGUGUGAUGGUGGACGAAGCCGACAAUAAGAUAGGCGCCACUUACUGCUUCAACAUUUAUGGUGGGAACAGGGUCCUGACGGUGGCGGCCAACUCCCAGGAGGAGAAGGACAGGUGGAUGGAGGACGUCGCGACUGCGGUGCAGGCGGCCAAGGAGCACGGCCUUGACAGCAAGCUGCAGUACCUCAGCCUCAAGUCAUGCAGCUCAUCAGAUGAAGUGAUUGACAAAUGUGGUGAAGAUGCAGGCUCCAACAGAGAAAAGGCAUCAUCGCAGCGCAGUAAUACAACCGUUCACGUUUGUUGGCAUCGUAAUACCAGCAUCAGCAUGAACGAUCAGUUGAAAGCUGUUGAGAAUCAACUGAGUGGUUAUCUUCUACGGAAAUUUAAAAACAGUAACGGCUGGCAGAAACUGUGGGUUGUAUUUACCAAUUUCUGUCUAUUCUUCUAUAAAACUUUCCAGGAUGACUUUCCCCUGGCUAGCUUGCCACUUUUGGGCUACACCGUGAGCACACCUUCAGAGAAAGACUCCAUCCUCAAGGAUUACGUCUUUAAGCUGCAGUUCAAGAAUCACGUGUACUUCUUCCGAGCGGAAAGUGAAUAUACGUUUAGCAGAUGGAUGGAAGUGAUCAGCAGUGCAACUCAGAACAAUGGUUAUGUUCGUAUGGCUGGUCGUAAAGAUAAUAAUCUGGAUUCCCCGUGAGUUUAACAGUGAUUGGAACUUGUCUUAAACUGGUAGCUCUAUAGCUUCUUGUUAUAAUCCUGUACAUAAAUGAUUGUUCAUAUCAACACCCUAAAAAAACCCUGUUCUGGAGAUUCAUUAAUCUGUUUUAUCUGCACAUGUUUUUAACUCUUGAUGAAGUAAGUACGUAUGUCACCAGUUAUGGCAGUUUUUGCUAAGAUAAUUCAAAGGUGAAAAUCUUUGUAAUGUUCUUUUUCUUUCUCUAGUUUUCAGAUUACAUGUGACUAUGGAAUCCUUAAUAGAUACUAAACUACAUAAAGAUUCAAAGCCUUAUGUUCAAACAGACAUGUGGAAAAUAAGAGGCAUAAUUUAUUGUUUAUAAUACUGUGUUUAGAAGUACAUCGUGAGAUGUUCUUAAAUAAAAAUGCACUUAACUUUCUACAUGUUUAGUAGCCUAUCUGAAUGGCCUUGCUCGAUAGCUUCAAGCAUAGUAAUGGUAAUUUUGCUACAGUUUUUUUUUCUUGUUAAUAUACAGUGAUCAACAUAACAUUAUAUACAGAAAAACUGAACAAUGACUUCAUAUUUUCACAAUUUAAUAUUUUAAUAUUGAAGGUUUUACAGUUUGAUAUGAAAGGCUGUCAGUGUUUUAAAGAUUCAAAAUUAUAUUUUUAUAAACUUAAUAAAACAAAUUAUAAGUGUUGUGAACUAUUGGUAUCAAGCCAAACUCUGAAAUUACUUGUUUUAGAAAUGAUGCAAUGUGAAUAUAAAUGUUUGUUUAUUAAUGUUUGCAGAGCAAACCAAUACUUUUUUACUUACGAUAACCUAAAUAAAAACAUACUGAGGAGUGAGGUGUAAGACUUGUAAUUGUUUGCAAAAAAUGACAUUUAUUGAUUGAAAUAUACAUAUGUUAAAAAAUUUUAA
This is a messenger RNA of Bacillus rossius redtenbacheri, 4487 nucleotides long. It is a transcript of the gene Cdep, whose product is annotated as FERM, ARHGEF and pleckstrin domain-containing protein 1. The record is from RefSeq and is a predicted model, not a curated record. Gene Ontology annotation, molecular function: guanyl-nucleotide exchange factor activity; cytoskeletal protein binding. Lineage: Eukaryota; Metazoa; Arthropoda; Insecta; Phasmatodea; Bacillidae. The transcript has 24 exons. Gene Ontology annotation, cellular component: cytoskeleton. The coding region runs from base 231 to 3587 and encodes 1118 amino acids.